AUGCGGACGGUCAUCCAACGUGUUAAAUCCGCCAGUGUAUCGGUGGAUGGGGAAGUAGUGUCCAGCAUCGGGCCCGGCCUGCUCUGCUACAUUGGCCUGGGCAAGGAUGACAGCGAGGAGGAUGCCGCAUACAUAAUUCGAAAGAUCCUGGGCAUCCGGCUGUGGCCCAGUCAGGAUGGGAAGAAGCCGUGGCAUCGCAACGUGCAAGAUGUUGAUGGCAGCGUGCUCUGCGUCAGCCAGUUCACCCUCUUUGGUCGCUUGUCGGGGAACAAGCCAGACUACAGCCGGGCCCAGUCGCCCAAUACCGCACGGGAUCAGUACCAUGCUGUCUUGGAGGCGUUGGGAAAGGCCUAUAGGCCUGAGCGCGUGCGUGACGGCGUGUUUGGAGCCAUGAUGGAUGUCGCAAGCGUGAACGACGGACCGGAAACUGACACCCCGCUGGAGUUCGACGACUCCCGCAUUCUCGACAGUCCCGUUUUGGAUGAGACUUUCUAUGAAUCUGACGAGUUUCGGAUGUGGGAGAUGAAGGCCGCUGCGCACGACUGGACGACCUGUCCCUUUGCGCAUGCUGGGGAGAAAGCCGUGCGGCGGGCCCCCCGCACGCAUGAUUAUACCGGGAUCGCCUGCCCGGACAUGAAGAGGAACAACUCCUGUCCCCGCGGAGAUCGCUGCCCCUACUCCCACAACGUCUUCGAGUACUGGCUGCACCCCACUCGCUACCGGACCCAGCUGUGCAACGACGGGCCUGCCUGCCGGCGCCGGCCCUGCUUCUUCGCGCACUCCCUGGAGCAGCUGAGGCAGAGCGACGUCAGGCCCUUCGUGUCCCCACAGGCCCUGGCCCGUGUAGGCACCGAGGGCACCCUGCCCUUCAUGACGCGCUGGUCUGCCCCCGGGCGGCUGGCUUCAGACCCCGGCGAGGAUACCGAGGCGACGCUGGUCGCCCUCCUGGCGUCGCUCAAGGUGGAACGGACGCGGCACCUUGGGAACACGGCUUGCACGAACCACGAGGUGGUGAUCAGCACGCUGCACCAGGUGCUGCAGCAGGCAAAGCAGGCCCAGCGCAGUCUAGGGCACUCGGCCAGCGAGGGCGAGUCCAGCUGCGGCUCCCCACCCUGGACCAGGCGUCUGGAGGGGCGGGACCAGGUCCCGGCCGCCUACCAGGACCAUCUUGAUGGCAGGGGCCGGAAGGGCAGCGGGAUGAAUCCCUUGGGACUCAAUCUGAGAAAUUUCUCCGUGGCAGAGACAGACAGCGGCGUGGUAGGCUUCGCCCAGCUCAAGCCGCUGACUGCCUCUAGCGUCGAGCUGGCCUCCUUGGUCAUCCUGGAGAAGCACAGGUUUGUGGGAGUGUGA
This is a messenger RNA of Auxenochlorella protothecoides, 1350 nucleotides long. Its product is annotated as D-tyrosyl-tRNA(Tyr) deacylase. NCBI's taxonomy places the organism in Eukaryota, Viridiplantae, Chlorophyta, Trebouxiophyceae, Chlorellales, Chlorellaceae. The transcript has 9 exons. The record is from RefSeq and is a predicted model, not a curated record. Gene Ontology annotation, molecular function: metal ion binding; D-aminoacyl-tRNA deacylase activity. Bases 1 to 1350 code for a protein of 449 amino acids. Gene Ontology annotation, cellular component: cytoplasm.